AUGAGUCCCCUGCGGCUGCUGGCCGUCGCCUGCCUGCUGGCCCUGUCCCGCUGCAAGACGGUGAGGUACCGCACCGACGAGGAGGGCGCGCCGGGCACGGUGAUCGGUACGCUGGCCGACGAGAUGCCGGUGAAGGCGCCGGGGGAGAUGAGCUUCCGCCUGAUGCGGCAGUUCAGCAACAGCUCGCUGGUGCGGGUGCGGGAGGAGGACGGGCAGCUGAGCAUCGGCGAAGCGGGGCUGGACCGGGAGCGGCUGUGCGGGCAGGCCCCCCAGUGCGUCCUGGCCUUCGACGUGGUGAGCUGCUGGCGGGAGCGCUACCGCCUGGUGCACGUGGAGCUGGAGGUGCGUGACAUCAACGACAACGCGCCACGCUUCCCCCGUGCCCAGAUGGCACUGGAGGUGUCGGAGAGCGCCGCACCUGGCACCCGCCUCCCACUGGAGGUGGCCGUGGACGAGGACGUGGGCUCCAACUCAAUCCAGAGCUUCCAGGUCUCCCUCAAUAGCCACUUUGGUGUGGAGGCACAGACGCGGGCAGAUGGGGCACGCUGCGCUGACCUGGUGCUGCUCCAGGAGCUGGACCGCGAGCGCCAGCCCUCCUACACGCUGGAGCUGGUGGCCAAGGACGGUGGCAGCCCGGCGCGCUCGGGCACGGCCACCGUGCACGUCCGUGUCCUCGAUGCCAACGACAACAGCCCUGCCUUCGCCCAAGGCUCGGUCACAGUGGAGCUGCCCGAGGAUGCGUCGCCUGGCUCCCUGCUGCUCGACCUGGACGCCGCCGACCCCGACGAGGGCCCCAACGGCGAGGUGGUCUAUGCCUUCGGCAGCCAAGUGCCCCCCGAGGCGCGGCGGCUCUUCCGUCUCGACCCGCGCUCGGGCCGCCUCACGCUGGAGGCCGCUGUGGACUACGAGCGCACUCGCACCUAUGAGCUGGACGUGCGUGCCCAGGACCGCGGCGCCAGCCCACGCGCAGCCACCUGCACUGUCGUCGUGCGCCUCGUUGACGUCAAUGACAACGCGCCACGCAUCAGCAUCAGUGCCCUCCGUGGCGCCGCCAGUGCCGCUGGCGUGGCCUACGUCAGCGAGGCGGCAGCCAGCGAGAGCUUUGUGGCCCUGGUCAGCGCCUCAGACCGUGACUCGGGCGCCAACGGGCAGGUGCGCUGCAGCCUCCGCGGCCAUGACCACUUCGCCCUGCAGCGUGCCUACGAGGACAGCUACAUGAUAGUCACCACGGCAGCACUGGACCGCGAGCGCAUCCCUGAGUACAACCUCACUGUGGUGGCCGAGGACCUGGGCUCACCACCCUUCAAGACCAUCCGCCAGUACACAGUGCGGGUGAGCGAUGAGAAUGACAAUGCGCCACUCUUCGCCAAGCCCCUCUACGAGGUGGCCGUGCCAGAGAACAAUCCCCCAGGUGCCUACAUCACCACUGUGGUGGCCCGCGACCCUGAUCUUGGCCACAAUGGUAAGGUCACCUACCGGCUCCUGGACACGCAAGUCAUGGGGGCCCCCAUCUCCACCUACGUCUCAGUGGACCCCGCCACCGGGGCCAUCUAUGCCCUCAGGACGUUCAACUAUGAGAUCCUCAAGCAGCUGGACCUGAGGAUCCAGGCCACCGAUGGAGGCUCCCCGCAGCUCUCCAGCAGCACCCUUGUCAAAGUGAGGAUGGUGGACCAGAACGACAACCCUCCCGUCAUCAUCCACCCAGUGCUCACCAACGGGACAGUAGAAAUCGGCGUCUCCAGCAAGACGUCCCGCGACUCCCUCGUGGCCCAGAUCAAAGCUCGAGAUGCAGAUGAUGGGGCCAAUGCCGAGCUCACCUUUGCCUUCCUGGAAGAGCCCCAGCAGGACCUUUUCACCAUCAACCCAAGUACUGGGGACAUUGUUCUGAGGGGCGACCUCUCUGAAGAGCUGGGACAGCUGUUCAAGGUCAUCCUCACUGUGACAGACAAUGGCAGACCCCCCCUGGCCACAACCGCCACAGUCAACUUCCUGGUGACCGCCACUGCUCCUUCCAGUAUCCAGGAGAUAGCCAAGCCCAGCUCCUGGGAGGGAAAGGCUUUGCAGUGGGACAUCCCUCUGAUCGUGAUCAUUGUCCUGGCAGGCAGCUGCACCCUCCUCCUGGUAGCUAUAAUCACCAUCGCCACCACCUGCAACAGGCGCAAGAAGGGGAACGAGAUCAAAAACAACGCUUCCUUGAAGGAGCAGAUAGACAUCUCCCACCUGGAGAAGGGCCGGCAGGAGGAGAGCAGCCAGAGGGGGAAUGUGUUUGAGGUACGAACCUUUCCCAGCAAAACCUCUUUCACCAGCCCCGACCCUUCUCCAGCUGACGAAGAGAUCUCCACCGCUGAGAGCGGCAGCGACAGCACUUGCCUCUACGAGGGUCAGAAGAGGCUCAGAGGGCCGAGCGGGGAGGGUUUCGCUGCCGCUCCGAGCUACGGCAAGGAGCCUGCUCCCCCCGUGGCCAUUUGGAAGGGCCACUCGUUCAACACCAUCUCCGGACGAGAGGCAGAGAAGUUCAGUGGCAAAGACAGCGGCAAAGGCGACAGCGAUUUUAACGACAGCGACUCGGAUAUCAGUGGAGAUGCCCUGAAGAAAGAUCUCAUCACGCACAUGCAGAACGGUCUGUGGGCAUGCACGGCCGAGUGCAAGAUCCUGGGCCACUCGGACCGCUGCUGGAGCCCCUCCUGCAGCCGAGCCAACCCUCAUCCCUCUCCCCAUCCCUCGGCACCCCUCUCCACCUUCUGCAAGAGCACGUCCUUGCCCAGGGAUCCCCUUCGCAGGGACAACUUUUAUCAAGCCCAGCUGCCCAAAACAGUGGGGCUUCAGAGCGUCUACGAGAAAGUGCUGCACAGGGACUUUGACCGGACGAUCACACUGCUCUCCCCGCCACGCCCUGCACGGCUCCCCGACCUUCAGGAGAUCGGGGUGCCCCUCUACCCAGCCCCCUCGACUCGAUACCUGGGCCCCCAGACUGACACGGCUGAGAAAGUGUAG
Molecule: messenger RNA, 2994 nt
Organism: Gavia stellata (red-throated loon)
Lineage: Eukaryota; Metazoa; Chordata; Aves; Gaviiformes; Gaviidae
Gene: PCDH8
Product: protocadherin 8
Exons: 3
Coding region: 1-2994 (997 amino acids)
Biological process (GO): homophilic cell-cell adhesion
Cellular component (GO): plasma membrane
Molecular function (GO): calcium ion binding
Source: RefSeq, a predicted model, not a curated record